Messenger RNA from Seminavis robusta, 2206 nucleotides. Lineage: Eukaryota; Bacillariophyta; Bacillariophyceae; Naviculales; Naviculaceae. The record is from the annotation of a GenBank genome assembly.
CGAGAGAUCAGUGACCAGUGAGAAAGCACAAAGACGAAGCAAGACCCUUUGCUGCCGUUGUGGAUGUGAUCGGCAUCCUCUGUAUUAUUUUGUCGAGCGAGCUUAUUACAGUAUUUAGCAACUACAAUCACACUCCAACAAGACAAUGGCUCGUAUGCGUAGACACAGAUCUGGUGGAGGCGACGACGAAGAGAGUGCGGGGAGCUCUCCGGGAUCGGGGUCCCCCGUCUUGAAGCUUGCGAUUCUGGUGCUUUUGGUGUUGGCGGGGGUCACUCUGGCAUCCCAAUCGAAAUUCAUGGGCAAAUCCGGUUUCAACGCAACCAUACAACAGGUUGUCAAUGAGACUCUUGCCAUGUCCACCAGCAGCAGUAGCAGCCGAGAAAUGGCGGAAUCCACAACAAGCUCAUCGCCCUUGUCGUCAUUUCUCCAACCAGCACAACCAGCACUGGUGGACCCUGGCAAAUACGCUCCUUUUUCCUGCUUGGGCCUUUUGCAUGACAUGAAGAACAGCAGCGCCAUGAAAGCCAAGGAUCCCAACAAUGGAAUGAUGCAUGCUCGAAGAACCGAGACGGAUCCCCCUUUUUACAUAAGUCUACACCGAGAGACGUUUGACAAGACUCGCUGGUGUAUCAUGCAAUAUGGGCACUACUAUGAACGAGAGCUUACCAAAGCCUUUGUGGAAGUCCUCAAGGCGUCGCCACCGGGAUCUCGUAUUUUAGAUGUGGGAGCCAACAUUGGAUUCUUCUCCCUGGUUUCGGCGGCACAGGGGUCCUUCUUUAUUGAUUCCUUUGAGCCAAACCUGAAAAAUCGAAUGCGUUUUUGCGAAUCCUUGAAUAUGAACCGAUGGACCUACACCGAAUUCAAUCAUCCUCAUGCCGUGGUGGAUCAGCAACUGGGCUUUACACCACCGCGAGUCAAUCUCUACCCGUACGGUGUGGGAAAAGAAGAGGGAAUAUUCAUGUUUCAAGAAAACAACAAUCCGGGACAGGGUGCCGUCGUGGAGACCAAGGCGACCGCCGGAGCUGCCAAUAGCAUUCAAAUUGUCACGCUCGAUGGUUUUGCCAAAGAACGAGGGUGGUUUGACAGUCGUCCUCAUAUUGCCGUCAUGAAAGUGGAUGUGGAAGGUUUCGAACCAAGCGUCAUUGAAGGCGCCAAGGAACUCUUACGAUCUCAUAUGAUACGAAACAUUUUCAUGGAAGUUUCGGUUCGAAAUGCCCCCGAACGAGAAAAACAAAUCCCCAUGAUUCAGUACUUUACGGCAGCCGGAUACAAGGUGUUCAAAAUUGGAGGCUGGCAGGGGCCAAAUAAUCCGGUAUCGUGGCCCAAUGAUGCAGCUCUAGUCAACAAUGUACUCGAUGCCGCGGCGAAAGAAUCCGCCAAACAGCUCAACGUUUGGUGGACGAUUCAAGAUGCGACGAUAACCGCCUAAUUGGAUUCUCCACGCAUACCGGUACAUUGGCGACCGAAUGCAUCCUUGUGUUCAAUGUUGCUUUGUUUCUACGUACCGUAUGGCGCAACGUUCUUCCCGGAGAACGAGUUGUCGGCUGUCAAUUUUUGGAACGGAUGAUUCAUUCAAGUACCGUGACGAGCCACCGACGCAGGAUAGGAAGCACGGUUGUGCCAACCAACCAAUGAGCCACCCAUUCAAUAAAAAACAGGAGCAACAUUGCCGAGUGAAGCAACUUUGAGCUAGAAUGAUCGUUGAUUGGAAUAAUAAGUACGGUACUGCAAACCCAUGCCAUGCCAGAGCCAUUUCUUUGGGCAGCAUAUUGUGAAGUUAAACGAGCGUUCUAAUUGUCUAACUCAAAUGGGGGCAACAGAUCCAUCUUCACUCCGUGGACAGCCUUGUACCAGUAUAUGAGCAUACUGAAGAACAUCCAAAUGCCCACAGCUUGAGUACAUGUAUGUGGACUCGACUCGACUCAUACCGUAGUAGCUCAUUGCAACAAGAUACGCUGCUCAUGACAGGCAGCAAUUGAGGAAGUAUCAGGAUCGCAGGGACCACCACUUCCACGGUAUUAGCAUCCCAGUGACAUCCAUUUCACGGGCCACUUCAGAACGAUCUUUAAAAGAUGCCCCCCUGUGGCAGCUUCGCUAGCUACAGUACAUGUACCGGUAGACUAGCUAACUAGCUAGAUUAGCAUCACGCAGACUAGAUCCAUCAUCGUGGAUUCUCGACCCCUGUUUCUAAACAGCAGGGUACAGC